Cylicostephanus goldi is the source of this 549-nucleotide messenger RNA. NCBI's taxonomy places the organism in Eukaryota, Metazoa, Nematoda, Chromadorea, Rhabditida, Strongylidae. The record is from the annotation of a GenBank genome assembly.
UGUGAGGAACUGGAGAGAAAGAUGGAAAAUGGUCGCUUGUCGAUUCAACCUAAUCAAAUGAUCGAUCUUAUGAUUGGUAACAUAAUCAACAGAAUGCUUUUCACGGAUCGAUUUGAAAAAGACGAGGAAACACAAUUCUUUGCCUUGAAAAACAAACUGGACAAUAUUUUCGACACAUUUGAGCCUUACGAUUUUCUCAUAAACGGCUGGACUAUAAACAUUCCGCUAUUCCGACGUCGAGCUGAGGCUUUGCUGACGCCACAGAACCAACUACUCGGCUUUCUCAACCGACAAGUUGAAAAAAGGGUGAAAGCCAUAGCAGAUGGCAGUCAUGUUUUGGAAGGCGAAGGAGAUGACUUUGUAGACGCCUUCCUCAUCCAAAUGGAGAAAGACGAGAAAUCUGGAUUGCAGAUUAGUUUCAACAAGGAAAGCCUUGGCCAUUCCUUACUCGAUUUAUGGGCUGCUGGGCAGGAGACCACAGCUACCACUUUGAUUUGGGCAUUUGCUUAUCUUCUUUUGCAUGAAGAUGUGAGUUUGAAUUUGUUCUAA